UCACAACCCUGCACACAUCGAGAUUUGCCCCUUUGAAUCCCCCCACUGGAUGCUUUCCGGGCCACUGAAAGGAGCACGGGAGAAGAAGCGCCAAGCCAAAGCAAAAAUUUCGCCAUGAGUCCACCACGACUUGAACCAGCAGCGGCCGCGCCGCUCUAAUCGGAACUCCGAUAAGACGCCGCCGCUUCCCCCGCUGAGCGCCUGAAUCCGCCGCGCUCGCCCUGCUCGCGGCCACUAGUUUCCGUUGCGGGACUAGGGUUCGGAGAGGCGGCGGGGGGCUAGGGUUUCGGCGGGAUGAGCUACCGCAAGGGGUCGAAGGUGUGGGUGGAGGAGAAGGGGGAGGGGUGGGUGGAGGCGGAGGUGACGGAGGCGAAGGAGCGCGCCGUCCUCGUGCUCACGAGCCAGCGGAAGAAGAUUACAGUUUCGCCAGAGAAAUUAUUGCCCAGGGAUACAGAUGAAGAUCUGGGUGGGGGUCAUGUCGACGACAUGACCAAACUGACGUAUCUGAAUGAACCAGGUGUUCUUUACAAUCUGAAGAAAAGAUAUGCACUGAAUGAGAUAUAUACGUACACCGGAAGCAUCUUGAUUGCUGUUAAUCCUUUCACGAGGCUACCUCACCUGUACAACGAGUACAUGAUGGAGCAAUAUAAGGGUGUCCGAUUGGGGGAGUUGAGUCCACAUGUUUUUGCAGUAGCUGAUGCAUCGUACAGGGCUAUGGUGAAUGAAUCCCGAAGCCAGUCCAUCCUUGUUAGUGGUGAAAGUGGUGCUGGCAAAACUGAAACGACUAAGCUUAUUAUGCAGUAUCUCACCUUUGUUGGUGGUAGAGCUGCUCUUGAUGAUCGAACAGUCGAACAACAGGUUCUAGAAUCCAACCCUCUUUUGGAGGCAUUUGGCAACGCGAAAACAAUACGGAAUGACAACUCAAGCCGAUUUGGAAAAUUCGUGGAGAUACAGUUUGAUGCAAGUGGUAGGAUAUCUGGAGCAGCUAUUAGGACCUAUCUUUUGGAAAGGUCCCGUGUUGUGCAAAUUACUGAUCCUGAAAGGAAUUUUCAUUGCUUCUACCAAUUGUGUGCUUCUGGAAAGGAUGCAGAGCUGUACAAGCUUGGGCAUGCAAGCCAUUUUCAUUACUUGAACCAAAGCAAGACUUAUGAUUUGGAAGGGACAAACAAUGAAGACGAGUACUGGAAGACGAAAAGAGCAAUGGACAUUGUUGGGAUUAGCAGAAAAGAUCAGGAUGCUAUAUUUCGGACAUUGGCAGCCAUUCUUCAUCUUGGCAAUAUUGAGUUUGCUCCAGGAAAAGAUUCUGAUUCGUCAAAAAUUAAGGAUUCAACUUCACAUUUUCACCUCCAAACAGCAGCUAACUUAUUUAUGUGCGACGCAGAUUUAUUGGUCUCAACAUUGUGUAGUCGGUCUAUACAUACUCGUGAAGGAAUAAUUAUUAAAGCAUUAGACUGUGCUGCUGCCGCAGCUAAUCGUGAUGCUCUAGCGAAGACUGUAUAUGCCAGAUUAUUUGACUGGCUUGUCGAGAAUAUUAAUAAGUCAAUUGGUCAAGAUGUUGAUUCCAAGGUACAAAUUGGUGUCUUGGAUAUCUACGGCUUUGAAAGCUUCAAAAACAACAGCUUUGAGCAGUUCUGCAUUAACUUUGCAAAUGAAAAACUACAGCAACACUUUAAUGAGCAUGUAUUCAAGAUGGAACAGGAGGAGUACAAAAGUGAGGAAAUUAAUUGGAGUUACAUUGAGUUCAUUGACAACCAGGAUGUGCUGGAUUUGAUUGAAAAGAAACCGAUUGGAAUUAUUGCACUGCUGGAUGAAGCUUGCAUGUUUCCAAAAUCUACUCAUGAGACCUUCGCAACAAAGAUGUUCAGAAACUUCUCUUCCCAUCCUAGGCUUGAGAAGACAAAAUUCUCAGAAACAGAUUUUACCAUCUCACACUAUGCUGGGAAGGUUACAUAUCAAACUGAUUCUUUUCUGGAAAAGAAUCGAGAUUAUAUUGUUGCAGAGCACUGCAAUCUUCUAUCAUCUUCAAGGUGCCCAUUUGUUUCUGGACUUUUCACUUCAUUGCCGGAAGAAUCUAUAAGAUCCUCCUACAAGUUUUCGUCUGUUGCUUCCAGAUUUAAGCUGCAACUCCAAGCCCUCAUGGAAACCCUAAACUCAACGGAACCUCACUAUAUACGCUGUGUGAAGCCUAACUCUGCUAAUCGACCUCAGCUUUUUGAAAAUCAAAGCGUCUUGCAUCAACUGCGUUGUGGAGGUGUCUUAGAGGCUGUCCGUAUUAGUCUUGCUGGCUAUCCUACCAGAAGGACUUACGCUGAAUUUGUUGAUCGGUUUGCUGUUCUAGUUCCAGAGUUGAUGAUUGGAAGUUAUGACGAAAGAACGCUGACAAAGGGAAUUCUCGAAAAGAUGAAGCUUGAUAAUUUUCAACUUGGUAGAACGAAGGUAUUCCUUAGGGCUGGUCAAAUUGCCAUAUUAGAUCUGUGUCGUGCUGAGGUUUUGGAAAAUGCUGCGCGGCACAUUCAAGGCCGUUUCAGAACAUUUGUCGCACGAAAAGAAUUCGUGAAAACAAGGGAGGCAUCAAUUUCUGUACAAGCAUAUUGCAGAGGCUGUUUGGCAAGGAAGAUGUAUGCGAUCAGACGAGAAACAGCUGCAGCUGUAAUUGUUCAGAAGUAUGUCCGAAGAUGGCUGCUACGCCGAGCUCACCUGCAAGCAUGUUUGGCAGCUUUGCUUAUUCAGUCUUAUGUUCGAGGGUGUAUCACUCGCCGCUAUUUCUCAGCCAUUAGGGAGCAUAAGGCUGCCACAGUGAUACAGUCUACAUGGAGAAGGCGGAAGGUUGUAAUGCUUUUCCAGCAUUACAGGCAAGCCACAGUGGCAAUUCAGUGUGCUUGGAGACAAAAGCUUGCAAGAAGGGAGCUACGGAGACUUAAAAUGGCUGCAAAUGAAGCUGGCGCGUUGCGUGAGGCAAAGAAUAAGCUUGAGAAAAAGAUGGACGAUCUUGCUUUAAGACUUACCCUUGAAAGGAGACUGCGGGCUGCCAGUGAAGAGUCAAAGUCAUCAGAAAUAUUGAAGCGUGACAAAAUAAUUGAAUCAUUAAGCGCAGAAUGUGCUGCUGCUAAGUCAGCUGCCCAAAUUGAACAUGACAAAAAUUUGUUGCUCCAGAGGCAGUUGGACGAUUCUUUGAGAGAGAUCACGCUGUUGCAGAGUAAAAGAAUUAUGACCACAGAAGCAGAAAAAGAAAACUCCAACCUAAAGAAUUUAGUCGAAUCAUUAUCUGUGAAAAACUCAAUACUGGAGAAAGAACUUAAUGUGGCUCGUAAAAGUAGUGAUGAUACAAUGGAGAAAUUGAAGGAUGUGGAGGGAAAAUGCAACCAUCUACAGCAAAAUUUGGACAAAUUGCAGGAGAAACUCACUAAUUUGGAAAACGAAAAUCAUGUCCUAAGACAGAAGGCAUUUAAUACACCAACAAUGAACAAUCUAGUUGUAGCUCCAAAGACAUUAUCUGAGAAAUUUGCUGCAUCAACCGGGCUUCCCAAGUGUGAGUCGAAGAGUACAUUUGAAAGCCCAACACCAACAAAAUAUCUGGCUCCUCUUACACAGACUUUGACUGGAUCGCGGAGAUCAAGGUUGCCUGUUGAAAGGCAUGAGGAAAAUCAUGAAAUUUUGUUAAGAUGCAUCAAAGAAAAUUUAGGCUUUAAAGAUGGCAAACCAGUUGCAGCCUGCAUCAUUUACAAAUGCCUUUUACACUGGCGUGCUUUUGAAUCAGAGAGGACUGCUAUAUUUGAUCAUGUAAUUGAGGCCAUAAAUGAUGUCGUAAAGGGGGAGGAAGCUGAUGGGAGAUUACCUUAUUGGUUGUCCAAUACUUCUGCAUUGCUAUGCCUUCUGCAGAGGAAUCUGCGGUCAAAUGGAUUAUUUGCUACACCAUCUCGUCGGUCUGGAGCUCUAGGGCUAGGCGGGAAGCUAGUGCAAACGCUGAGGUCUCCUUCAAAGCUUGUAGGCCGCAGUGAUUCUCUGCCACAAGUGGAUGCGCGGUAUCCAGCCAUACUAUUCAAACAGCAGCUUACUGCAUGUGUCGAAAAGAUCUUUGGGCAGCUCAGAGAUAAUCUGAAAAAGGAAAUAUCACCUCUUCUUAAUGUUUGCAUCCAGGCUCCAAAGUCAACACGUGGGCAACCUGGAAAAGCAUCCAAGUCACCUGGGGUUGGUGCCCAGCCGGCAUCAAAUUCUAACUGGGACAACAUUGUCAAUUUCCUUGACUUGCUUAUGGAUUCAUUGCGAGAAAAUUAUGUGCCAUCCUUCUUUAUUCGUAAACUUAUCACACAAUUAUUCUCAUUCAUCAAUAUACAAUUGUUUAACAGUCUUCUUCUCCGGCGUGAAUGUUGUACAUUCUCCAAUGGGGAAUACGUGAAAGCUGGGCUAUCCUUGUUGGAGAAAUGGAUUACUGAUGUCACAGAGGAGUUUGCGGGGACAUCUUGGCAUGAGCUAAAUUAUAUCAGACAAGCUGUUGGUUUUUUGGUUAUACACCAAAAAAGAAAAAAGACACUUGAGGAGAUCAGACAAGAUCUUUGCCCGUCCUUGAGUGUUCGCCAAAUCUACAGGAUAUGCUCGAUGUACUGGGAUGACAAAUACAAUACCCAAGGCAUAUCAAACGAGGUGGUUGCUGCAAUGCGGGAGAUGGUCAACAAGGAUACCCAGAAUCUUGUGUCAAAUUCUUUUUUGUUGGAUGAUGACUUAAGUGUACCAUUCUCUACCGAGGAUCUGUCCAUGGCUAUCCCGGCAAUGGAUUAUGCUGACGUCGAUCUUCCAGAAUCUCUUCAGCACUAUACAACAGUACAGUUUCUACUCAGACAGCAGGACCCACAGCCUGUCCAAUAGAAUGAAUCACUGCGUUCGGCUGGUCUCUAGCCUCCAGCUCCUACAGUAUUUCUCUCUCACAUCACUCCAACUCCAGCCUCCAGCCACCAGUCAAGUCACAGUAUUUUUAUCUCACAUCACUCCAGCUCCAGCCUCCAGCUCCAGCCUGCCGAACACGGUGAUUUGUUGGUAAGGCUGCCUUGAAGAUUUGUUGGUCCCUAGGUUUUUAUGGGGUUACAUCCAUCUGCGAUGUUGUAUUGUUGUUUAGGUGCCUUGACAGGCUAAGGGGAGUGGAUUUUUUCUAAGUUAUUAAAAGCAACAAUUGUUGCGAGAUGCCAAAUUAUGGGCUUCCACUCCUCUUAGCUAUAUAGUUUUUUUUAAUGGCUCUUAGCUAUAUAGUUCGUUGUACAGGGAUUGUUGUAAGAACUGUUCGCACUGGCCCAAAAUGAGUACAUCCGGAAAAUUGAGCAGUGCGCA
Molecule: messenger RNA, 5319 nt
Organism: Panicum virgatum (switchgrass)
Lineage: Eukaryota; Viridiplantae; Streptophyta; Magnoliopsida; Poales; Poaceae
Product: protein OPAQUE1
Exons: 38
Coding region: 295-4863 (1522 amino acids)
Biological process (GO): actin filament organization; vesicle transport along actin filament
Cellular component (GO): actin cytoskeleton; myosin complex; cytoplasm
Molecular function (GO): actin filament binding; ATP binding; microfilament motor activity
Source: RefSeq, a predicted model, not a curated record